CGUUUCUCAUUCUCUGGUGGAAAUUAAUAAGAAAAGUCGACGAAGUGCAAAAAACGAGAAAAGUUUGUAAAAAAAUAAUUUUCAACUGGUAAAAGUUUCUUAAACUUGUGAAAUUGUUGUCAAAAUCGGCAGUAUCCGUAAAAGGGAGAAUAUAUCCAAUGAUAUUAUGGCCGCGGAGCAACGAGUAUUGAAACAGGAUGGCUAUUUGGAUGUGGGGAACGUCGAAGAAUCGCGUAAUAUCGCCUACCAUCCGCACUUGAAUGUAAUUCUUGUAUUUGACUCCAGCAAUCAAGUGAAAAUUCUCGAUGUACAUUCAGGAGUUAUAUUACAGACAUAUAAUUUGGGCGGAAACGACAUCGAUGGGAACGUGCAAGGAAAAUAUAUGCCUCUUCAGGAGAAAGUGCUUGUGUGGGAUGGACAAAAUUUAGGUUUACGUGGUGACUACAAUGGUGUUUUACUAUUGGAUACAAUUUUACAACCACCAAUUUUGCAAAAUGAUGAUUUUAUUAAAUUAGAAUUGCUGCUAUCGGAGGCAAUUAUUUUUCAGACAUGCCUAAAAGAUCUCGAGCAAGAAGGAUUGGAAUGUCCUAGUGAUGUUAGUAAUGAGCUAUUAGAAAAAAUUAAAAAUGCCCAAGCAAAUGCCAAAAAAGGAAUUAAAGCCCAGAGAUGGAACACAAUAUGUUUGGAAGUAUCAUAUUCCAGCUUGAAAUUAGUCGCAAACAAUGUAGUUAUCAUGCUGAAGCGAUUAGAACGCCACAUUCCCGCACUAGCUAUAGCAUCAGCUAUAAACGAACGACUCACUGAUCUGCUUGCAGGCUCACGUAUACCUGAUUUAAGUUGGCAUGGAAGCAACUUUCAGCGUGUCCUCAUGCAUUCAGAAGCUGUUCGCAGACAAACUUUUGAAAAAUGGCCACAUAUGGAUUACAAAUGGGCAUUACCAGAUCAAAUGGCACAAGCUGGCUUCUAUCAUCAGCCAUCGUCGUCUGGAGAGGAUAGAGCAAUGUGCUUUACGUGUAGCGUUUGUUUAGUUUGUUGGGAAAAAACCGACGAACCGUGGAGUGAGCAUGAACGACAUUCUCCAAUGUGCCCAUUCGUUAAGGGCGAGUACACGCAAAAUGUACCAUUAUCUGUGACAUACGCGACAAAUCCAGCAGUUCCAGCGCCGGGACUUGGUUUCGAUGUUAUAUCAAAUAGUGAUUACUCGAACGUUUUAUGCACCAGUUGUACACAGACAGGUGAGAUUACUGUCUGGAGUAUUGAACGUCAUCUGAAAAAGAUGCAUUCAUUCAACAUUGCCACAUUAAUGAAAGAUAUCUGCGAUGAGGGUUAUAAGUGGGCACGCGUAACAGCUAUUUGUGUAUUACCAAAUGCACGUGCACAAUACAAAAUAAACGCAAUGACUGCAACUCAGACAGGUGGAGGUGGAGGUGGGAGUGGAAGCGGUGGCGGAGUUGUUGGCAACAACAUUAGUAGCGUUGGUGCAAUGCAAUGUACUUCCACAUCCACUUUACGUGCCGGAGUAGUGGGCUCAAAAAUAGUACUAGGCAUGAGCAUUAGACAGAACACUGGUGAAUACUUACUGCGUAUGGUGGUGCUAAAUAUCGUUGAAAGUGAUCGUGUUUACGAGAGUGCCGGUAGUUGUGCUGGUGCGGGAUCCGGUAGUGGAAAAGCAAGUAUUAAUGGCAAUAGCAGUAUUGGUACAAGUAAAAAUUCACAGUUCACAAGUGGAGUCAGCGAUAAUUGUGGAGGAGGAGGCGAUGGGAAUAAUAGCGAGAAGUUAUGUGACAAAUAUGACCAACGUGAUGAUGAAAACAAAACGUUAUCUUCGGUAUUUGAGAAGUAUGCGGAUGGUUUUGACAGUAAUGGGUUUGUAUCAGAAUUAUUGGCUUUAAAGAAAAGUGAUAAUGUUGUUGGUGAUAAAUCUGGCACAUCUGCACUAAACGAAUUGCUAGAGAGUGAACUUAUCAAAAUUGAUCAGCUCUGCGAUUUGAGUGAUAUAUCACAACUAUUAGAUAAAUCUCAUGAUGGAGGAAACAGUAAUGAUAUCGGGGUCGGAAUAGGAGUCGGAAAUGAUGUUUCGUUAAAUGCAAAUGAAAUUGAAAUGGACUCCAAUUAUUUUAAAGAAAAUUUACUAGCAGCAGCACAAGCCGCACAACAAAAUAAUGCCAAUAAUAAUAAUGGUCAAAAGAGCAGUAUCAACGGAAACAGUAAUGGUAAUACAAUCCUUCAAAAAUUAACUGUAAGUGAGGAUAUCGAUUGCGUGGUGGAAAGCUGUACGAGUGUACGACGAAUGAACGCGAUGGUGUCAGAUAACGAAGAGUGCAGUGGCGCUGGCGGACACAUUCCCAGUAAUCGUCGUGAAAUUAUUGAAAUUGCCGAAAUAUUACCAGUAAAUGGCAAAUGUAAUCAAUUACUAGUAAAAUUGAUGAAAACAAAAGCCCCUAAUGAAACGGCCAGUAAAAUGAUAAUGGCAAAUAUGGAUAUUGAUUUGGAAGAUGAAAGAAUGGAAGAUCACUCAGAUUUUAAUUCAGAAACAGUAGCAGCGCAGCUAUUGCUUUUUGAUUACGUCGAUUCAAUGAUAUCAAACGAAUACACUUUGGCAAUAAAUUUUAGUCGAGCAAAGUGUCCACAACAGUUGUGUAUUUUGCCAAGCUUUCAGGCAUCAGGUUUUGAUCAUAAUAACUAUUUAGAUACUGGUGCGCUCUGUGUCGUUUGUGCGGAUGGAAGCAUGGAAAUUUAUUCAUUAACGGAUUUUCAACCCAUCACAAUUGUUGAAGAAGAUGGUGAACAUUUUGUUUCAGUUGCUUAUUGCCGUAGCUUAGAUCGUCUGUGCGGAUGUACACGUAGUGGUUCGUUGAUAUUUUAUUCUCUUAAUGACACAGAAAACGAAUCUGGAGAUGAAAUGUUAGAAAUGGAUGAUGAUUGCAGUGCGACGUUACCGAGUUCACUGACAACAAUUCCAAGUGGUAGUAAUUUCUCUAAUAUAUGUGUGGGAAGUGAUAGUACCGAAUUGUCGACAACAUCUGUCACAGUACCAGAUGGGUUAGUCAGAAAAGUUGUGGGUACAACAGUAUCCAAAUUAACUAGAUCAACAUUAGCUAACGGUAGCGAAUCAGUUGGUGGUGAUACUUUAUUGAAUACACCUAAUAUUAAAGUAGAUUGCAGUGGUCCUGGCUCCAGCAGUAAUACUAAUGGAAAUUGUGUAAUUAACAACAAUAAUUUCUCACAAUCAUCACCUUCGCCCUCAACCUCUUCUAUCAAUGCAAACAGCAGCUCGAAUUUGCUGGCAUACAAAACAAGCGAUCUUUUGCUGGAAGAUUUACGUUCUCUGUACGAUCUAACUCAGUUCGACGAUGUACUAGCCUUGUAUACUGCAGAAGUGCCUAGUUGCUGGAAUGAUUUAGUGCAAGCUCAAAAACAACGCAAGCAACCGCAACAUUUGCGUCAUGGCGAUGAUACGCAAUUCACGAAAACGUGGCGCCUACAUAACGAUGCAACUACUUGGGAUGAGCACAUAAUUGAAUUGAAUCUGGUGCAACCAGUUAGCUUGGGACAUAUUGAUUUAAAGUUUUCACUUUAUCAACAGUGUCAUAAUCCCGCUGCAAUUCAAGUAACAUUGCUGAAACAGAAUACCAGCGGCUUUGGUUAUCGUAUGAAAGGUCCCCAUCUCAAUUAUAAACAGUCUACCAUGGAUGACAAUAUUGAUUUGUCUUUUAACAAUUAUGAUGGUACAAAUGAUAAUCCUGUUUUGAGUGAAGAAUAUUUGCAAACACAUAAUGCUGAAAUACUCGCGGGUCCCAUUGAGUUGUCCUCAUGCAUUGAUCUUUGCGACCAAGGUGGUACCGUUACACUAACGUCCCCAAAACUAUUUAAGACACGUACUCGCAAUUUUUUACUUCACAUUAAAACUAUGUCAGAUCCAGCAAAGGAGGGUCAAAGUAAGACGCGUGUACCUGUCCGAAAAGGUGGAAUUAUGCGUUUACCGUUAUCAUCGUCAUUUACCGGCAGCACAACACAUAACUUUAUGACAAACAAUACCUCUAGCUCAAAUACAUCCGCCACCACCAGUUCUUUUCCGUCAAGCUCAUCAAAAUCACGUUUUGAUUUUUACAUUGGCUGUGAUUGGUUGCACGAGAUCUCUAUCAACGUUCGGGGUGUUAAAACACAAAAUCGUAUUCCAAAUGAACGCCUGCAGCGAAUAGCUAUGCUGGAGAGCAAUAUUUUACUUGACAAUUUGUUUAGAAUUUUAAUUAAAGAAGAAUCUUCAAUAUUAGAAAAGAAUCUUGCUUUGGACAUUCUUACGUGGAUAUGUUUUAUUCGAUUAAAUCGCUUUCGUUCGCCAAAAUCUGAACGCAUCAAAGGACAAAUCAAUAAAACUACGGCUUCAACAAAUACAGAUUUGAUGGCACAACAAUUCGAAUGUAUUUGUCUUUCAGAGAAGUAUCUUGAAAAUAUGUUGAGAAACUGUAUCAUACAUAGCAAUCGCACAAUGGCACACAAAUGUGUUAAACUCAUUUUAAUUUUAACUGAUGGCAUCUGCAGUCUUCCCGUUGAGAUACAGUCACAUUCCACGCUUGACGUUGCCAUUAAGGACGCUGUAGCAAAUACAUUUAACGAGUUACCACGUGCCAAAUUUGCCAGCGUGGUGCGAUGGUAUGCAAUGUUGGCUUGUGCAACUUCCACUUUGGAGUCACAUAAUGGUAUAUCUGAAUUAUGCGUCAAAUUACUUACGGAAAUUGCGAAAGAAAUCGAAGUGCGCUGGGAUCCUUAUUGUUCUUUACUAAGCACAAGAUUUGGUCUUUAUGGAUUCCCAUUCGAGCCUGAAAUAUUCGAUUACGAUCUGCCAAAUAUAAAUAAAAGCAACGUAACACUGCCAACGUCUCUAAUGAACAUGAUUCGUUCAAACGCUGGUCUUAUGCAAGCAGCCGGUUUGGAUAUAAAGAAACUUUGUUCCAUUGAUGGUGUUGAUUUUCGCACAUUUCCACAUUUGAUUAAAUGCAAGAGCGUUAGCAAUCAAUUGCGAGGCUUAUUAGAGGUGGAACAAUUGCAUUACACAUGUGCUUCGACGUCGGAGGCAACACGUAUCGACAAUAUGGAUACGGUUUCGGCCAGUAGUGCAUCAAACAUUAAUAUGGAAGAGUUGAUAGUGGCGCCGAUGGUAGACAUGCCAAAAGAACAGGAUGGCUACAAUGUCAAUGAUAUUGUGUACAAUGUGGACAAGCAAAUGAAAGUAGUCAACAACAAGAAAGUGGAAAACGAUGUAGUUGUAGCAGAAGUAAUGAAGCCGAACGGAAUAUGUACUUUUGAUCCAACCAACGUCACAAUUCUAAAUGACAAGAUUAAGUUCAACUGUAUGCCUUUUUUGCCGAAAUUCAAAGCCAUCUGUCAGUAUAUAGAGUAUUGCGACGAGAGUUUGCAAACUUCCUCUGCCAAUAACAACAGCAUCAACUCGAAUUCAAGCGUUAGUCUAGCCGGCAACUCAGAUCCGAAAAUCAGUGAGGCUGGAGGUAAAGCUAAAACCAUGUCAAAGGAAAUUGCGUAUGAAAUUACACAUCAAGAGGAAGAAUUGCAACAAGAAAUUAAGCAACAGCAAGAACAACAACAGCUUAAUACACAAGUCUUGUCGUCGCAAUCGUUGUCUGCUGCCCAACAACAACAACAACAGCAGCGCGUACAAGAUAAGGGCAAAUCUCAAACGUCCAACGCUACAGCUCCUGCUAGCGACAAUUCGAAUGCCAAUGCCACAAACAUUUUUGCUUGGCAUAAAUUACUGGCACCACCGCCAAAGCAAAUGGUAGUUAUUGAUCGAAUGCAUUCUGGAGCACGUCGUUUUGUUGUGUUAGACUUCGGUUCUCCAAUUUUGCUAACUGAUUUGGUUAUACCUGCAUGUGAUGAGUUAGCAUCGUUACACAUAGACAUAUGGUGCUUCGAUGAGGAGGCUGACAUUGUACGUUUGGUAGUCGCAUCUGAUAUAAGCACAAAGACUUUGGUUUUGAGUGAUAUCCAACCGCCGCCCAUAUGUCGCUACAUGAAAAUCACAAUAAUAGGACGCAUUGGCAUGUCCGCUACGAAAUGUAAAAUUCCAAUUGGAUCAUUUUUUGGACAUGCCGUUGUUUUAGAACAUGACGGUUACGGCGAUUCGUUACUACGUUUUAUGAAGCAACCCACCCAAAGUAUACAAGGUCAGAUAAAGGCGCUGACGUCAUUAUAUGAAGAUGUGCAUUGCCGAUAUAGUUUGGCUAGUUGCAAGCUUAUUGAGUUGCUAACACCAAUUCUCAAUAGCGAAAUGUCAAAUGUGGCCCAUAUGCAAGCUUUUAUUCAUAAACAACGUGAAGAAGACGCCAAUGUGGUUGACAAUAGUAAAGUGGUUGCCAUUUACGAGGAAUGCAUUCUAUUGCAACAUCAAAUAAAUAUUAUACGAAAUGUUAUUGGUCGGUUGGAGAACUCUUUGCCAACAGCGGCAUUCACUAAUCUUACUGCAAAAGUACCCGCCAGUCCAUUGACAAGCACGAAUUUCAACAAUAUUCUGCAGGCUGCUUCCCGUGACAAGCUCCGAGUUUUAGGACAAAGUUUGGUCGAAAUUUUAUUGCAUUUUUCCAUCGAGUACGGCAUAAAGAAUAUUUUACCAGUUCAUCAGUUAUUUACUAUGGAUGUUGCAAAUAUGCUUUUCAACUCCUUGGUAGUGUAUGGUGAUGCGCAUAUUCAAUUGGCGACUUGCUCAUUGUUGGUGCGCAUGUGCUGUUUUCAAAGUUGGUGGGGCGAUUUCUUAGCGGAUAUCUUUUGCAACUUGUUCUCUUCACAGAACAGUAAAAUAUUUCCACAAGAUCGCAUAUUCUUCCUAUUGACAUACUUGGGUAGACGUAGCAUUGCAAUGGGCACUUGCCGAUCAAUUGUAAUCGACGCAGUGUUGAAAACACUAGCAAAACUGUUGGCACCAAUAUCACCCCGCUAUCAGGAAAGAGAAGCAACUGCAUCACAAAUUGAAACAAAUGAUGGCAGUGCAGGCGCUAGUUCUGGUGGCUUGUGGUCGAAAUCAGAUUUGCAGUUAAUAACAUGGCUAUUACUAUUCUUAUCUGUGUGCUUGGAUGAUAGUAAUGAGCGCAAAGAUAAAUCAUCGAGCCGAUGGGACUUCAUGAGCUGUGAGACUGAUUUCACCAAGACACGUUCUCAAUCUACAAAUACAUCUGGAAAACAAUUGCGUUGCUUUAAGAAACGCAUCGUACAACAAAAUAAAUACAGUGUACAACCUUAUACAGAUUGGGGUAAAAAAAUAUUUAUGAUCCAAAAUGAGCACCCCGGUAUUUUCAUGGAAAUGACGGGUAAACCAAAGCCAAGUAAAACCAACAAGGCCAACAUUGCACCGAAAGUAGCAAAAGAGACUACGCAAGAACCUGAAAAUAAUUUUGACAAAGGUUUGAAAACGAUUCGUUUGAAUAAUAUAUUGAUCGUUAUUCGUGGUCUAAUUGCUUUAUUGCUGGAAAUGGAUUUUACAUGCAAUAUGGAUCAAUUUCUAUUAACGUGCAAGGUAAUUGCUCGACUUGUGUCUGCCUGCCGUCCAGCAGUUCAGCUUUCGAAAAUAAUUACAACAACGCAAUUGGAGCAACUCAUUCGACAAGCGGUUUGGAAUGACCAACAACAGCCUUGGGCUGUGCAUGCGAUUACAUGUUUGUUGCAGGAUCUACUUGAUGCCGAUAAACACUUCAAGGACAAUGAUGAGGGAAUACAAGAAACAAAGGAUAUAUUUUCUGAUUAUUCAAACUACAUGGCUAUGAAUUCUCAGCUACAAUCGACCGGAAAUGAUAUACAAUAUCCUGAUGUAGGCGUAAAAUAUUCUUAUCUGCCUUCGUUGAUUGAGUGCGAUGAUACCGAAUUCGAUGAUAUAUUCAAUGACAUUGACAUUAUCGAAAGAUCCAAAACAGUUGCAAAGAAAGAUAGCAAUGCCAUUAAUAAGAAUACUUUUAACUAUUUCUGCAAAUCCAUAUCCAGUGCUAUGGAUGCACGCUUAGAUGUUGGCCUCGAUAUCAAUGUGGAAAUUCAGCUGCGCCGUUUAACCAUGGUUUCAUCGUUGGACAUGUAUUCAUCUUUACCACAAAUAUUGGCAAAUGAAUUCAUUACCACCCCGCCGGAAGCAACUGUUUGGCCAGAGUACAUUACCGAUAUCUGGUCUAGUCCCGAGUAUAGUGGUGACCAAAACACAUACAAAAUGUUUAAGAAUGUUUUUGAUUGCAUUUUUGCACAUUUACAUUUACAAGACACAUGGGUACAUCUUGAGCAAGUUUUACAAAUGUGGUUGACUCUGAACGGUGAACUGUCUGACAAACCGUAUAAUGCUGGUAUCACACAAACCGAUAUACCCAAGAUACCGUUUGGAGCUCAUGCCGUGCAAGGACUCUUACUUGCAUUGGCUUGGCAUAACGACAUUAAGCUUCGUACAUGGUGUCUUGGUUUUCAAUGUUUGUUUUUGGCGUGUAAUUCGCAAGCUCUGGGUGAUGACGACAUCGAUUCAACUCGAAUUAAUGAAGUUAUUGUUAAUGAUGAAAACUUCGAGAAAAUGCUAUUACGUUUCUUUUCCGGUUAUGGUAUGAGCUCGUCCAUUAUCACUAAUCGAUGUGCUGGUCCUACAAUUUGCAAGAACUUGCAUGAGCUACUGAUGUGGUUGCAUAAAAAGAGCGAAAGCAGUGCACUAACAGUCGUUUCGAACAGGCGUAAACUAAAAGACACAUUACUACAUGUAAUACUGCAGUUGGUUCAACCGGGAGGUGCAAUUGCCAAUCAACAAGGUCCAAUCGAUGCUCAAAGUCAGUUGGUACGUGAUCUGUUAUUAAUACCAACUGACAAACCCGAUUUGAACGUGUCCUUAAAUAUAAUCGAAAGUGUCUCUUUUUUGGUGUACAAUAACAUAUCUAACGGCGACAAAUUACAAUGCCAACGUUCAUCCGAUUGUAAUAAUGCAACAAGUACAUUCAGUAAUCUUUUCGCAAAUGUACUAGGGUCAGAGAACACUAAACAGAAUACCACACUCUCUGAUAACUCUCUCAUAAUUAGUUUAUUGAAACUUUCAUCAUCAUUGGCGGAAACGGAACUGCCGCGGCAACCUAGUGAGGUACCUAUUCCUGAAGAAGAGGAAUUGUCAAAUGAAAGUCAAACUGACGAAACCAAAGCUGAGCAAUUAAAUAUUGAUGGACAUCGUCCAAAAACUCCAUGUAUAGCUGAUACAGUUUUGCGACAUUUUCCUACAAUGAAACGUAUAUUGGGUUCGUUAUCACAUUGCUCAAGUUCAUCGUUUACAAUAAUGGCUUCGUCAUCGAACUUUUUACUAGAUGAACCACAAAGUACAGCUGAUGCAGUUUUUAAUUUACUCAUUACUUUAUAUGAUAAAGCGUCGAAUCCGCGUCUCAUUGUUGCUUCAAUUUGUCAAUAUCUAGAAUCCAGUACGAUUCAACUCAAUUCGUUUCCACGAUUGCAGUUAUCAGAGCCAUUUUUAUGGUAUAUUUCGAAAGUGUUAGAGGUUUCUUGGGCCGUGCAAAUUUUCACUCAACUGGGAGGCAUAAAAAUAAUAUGCCAAAAUUUGGUGCGACUGAAUAAGAUUCUUAUUAACAUGCAGCCUGGAUUGAUUUCCUUAAUUAUGCAGCAUAUGACCAAAAAUAGUAAAUUGAAACUACACUCACGCGCUUGUGUAAACGGUAAUAGCAAAAAAGGAUCUUCUUCAUCCAGUUCUUCUCAGAAUCAACGUCAUUUCCAAGAUGGUCUAAUCAAUUUCGCACCAUUUUGUACCAUAUCUGCUGAGCACGAUACUGCACAUUCAGCCGAUAUUUUAAUUAUGAAUCCUGUGGCUUCACAUAGGCGCCCUCGAACACCAGCUUGGAGUUAUAUGUUUUAUCCUAACGAAUCGCACGUUGAUUUGACAAUUACAUUGCCGACAGCUAUAUUGUUGAAGGAAGUCCAACUACAGCCACAUGCCCCAACUUUAGCGUCAUGUCCAUUCGCGGUGGCUUUAGAGAUUUCACGUGAUUACGGUUUGGGUCCGAUUCCUGUAGGACCACCGCUGACUACCACGGGUAUGACUUGCAUACGAUUGAAGUUGGCUAAGCCUGAAAUAGCAACAAGUGUUGUACUACGUUUGUAUAGGCCAAAGGACAGUUCUAACAUUGGUCUGUCACAAAUAGCCAUAUUGGGCAAUACCAUCUUUGCAUUUAACUCCAAUUCACUAAGUAAUAGUGCAAGUGGAAGUAACGGCGUUGGUGGCGGUGUUGCCGGGAGUGGUAUUUUCAAUGUAGAACCAAAUAAUGAUGAGGAUUCUUUAGCAAAAACGAGUGUUGGUUGGAUGCGUAUACUCGCCCGUUGCUUUAAAGCACCAGCCAUUUUAUACGACGAAAAGUUGGCUGCGGAUGUGAUAGGAGCAUCAGCAGCCUAUCCAGGUUUUCUAGAAGCCUGUUGCUCUUUGAUGAACAUAAUGCCCAUGAUACCAAAUGCUGCAUUACAAAAUCUACAUACCGUUCUGCUGAAACUGGGUGCCUAUAAUAGGAACUUAUGCUUAUCCAUAAUUCGAAUAUUGCUCUGGGGCACAUCACCACAAACGUAUAAACUGUCAAACGAAAGCAUUUGUAAUCUUCUAUAUGAAUUGGCUACAGCAAGAGAUGAUUAUAUUGUGGAUAAAAUUCAAGUACUGCUUGAGUGGAUCAUAAAGCUUAGGCAAAAUUUCAGUAAUCGCACGUUGCGCUGUAAUAACCCCCAAAGUGGUUUCGUUAAAUGUGUAUCUUCCAUUUUGUGGACGGUGCACACGGAAAACCAUGUAUCGAAUUUACAAGAAUUAAUUACCAAUGAUUUAUUUGAUGCGUGUAUGCAUUGGAUUGACACGUUGGAGAAUGAAGAACCGCUGAAAGUUGCUUUUGAUUCUUUGCUAUGCUCUCUUUGUUGUAUUAAACCAGAGCUUUUUAAUCAGCUCAUAGCUAAAGUCAAUGUUAAAGUACAACAGAGUAAUGAAAUGGAUAGCAACGGCUCUAGCACGAGUUCAUCAGUGGCUGCCCAGCCGAGCGUUCGGAAUACUGGCAUAAGUGGAGGAUUGACUGAUGAUAAUAAGGGUCAAAGCGGUAGUGUUUGGUUUGCCAGCGUUGCUGCAGAUAAUUUAACAACAUUGUUACAGCGACCGACUUAUUUAGCCACUUUGGCCAUGGCUUGUCAAUCUCCUUCCGCCGUAUAUCAACUGGUCGAUUCUGGUUUGCCAAAGUUAUUAGCGUAUGCUUUGUAUGAAUAUUGUAGUGCUUUAUUAUCGGAUGUGAGAGGAUGUGCUAUGCAAGCGCCAGCAAGCACUUCAGCUGCGGGCACCGCAAUGAACGCUUCAACAUCUAGCUCCCCUGGUGCACAACCACCGCCAAGCACAUCAAGUACAUGCCUAACAGAUGCUGAUAAAGCAGAAUGUGCAGAUGAUAAAUAUUCGGUGAUGAAUGAAGUAUUUGCGCCGCUACUCAAUUAUAAACAUGUACCGAAAAUAUUGGACUUUUUUACGGAAUGCUGUGCCGAGGGUUAUAUGCGUGAUUGGUUAGGUACACAGCAAGGUGCUAUAUUCUGGAAACCCCUGUUGGAAUUAUUAUGCAAUUAUCGUCCCAUGGAGUAUGUUGGUGAGGAUCCAAUGCAGCAGGCUUUUAUACGCAUGGAGCGCGCUACCAUAAACUUCUUUACGCGUGUUAGUGCAUGUCAUCCGAAAAAUCAAGACACAUUGACCGCACUAUUGAUCGCCGUAAUUCGUAGACCCAUGCAAGGACUUGUGAGCGGGAAAACCACAAUAUCUGGAUUUACAAGACAAAUCGUAUUACAAUUACUGUUAGAGAAUGAGCGAAUUUUAGUAUCAGUACGCAGUAAACAACCAUUGCAGAAACGAGAUUCCUCUGCUUUGUCAUGUGGGUCUACAACUAACACCACCUCUAACAGUAGUGUAACAAUGUCUUUGGUUAAUCACCAUCCAUCUAAGCGUGUUAACGCUCAUCAUUUGCUUUUUAGUGUGAGUGCAAAUACGAAAUGUCAGGAGAUAUUACAGAAUUGUAUUUCUGUCUACAGUAUUUUAUUUUCCUCCAUGCUAGCAGAAUCUCGAUCGGGGGAAAACUGUGGUGGAGCUUCGAGUGGUGUGAUAAACGUUAGUAAUACCGGUAAUAGUGAGGUUAACAGUAAACAUGACACCGAUAAGUCAAAAUGCGAUGUUUAUGAAAGUAUUCCGUUUAAUUUCAAUGGAUUGGAAAAUGGAAUGGAGUUUUUAAGUGUGGCGGCUGGUGUCACAGCGAAGGAUAAACGAAUCAAAGAUGUAAAAAAUCAAGCUGCGGCAAAUAAAGAAAACAAAGACUUGUUCCCUAAUUUUCCAAAAUUCUUGAGCUUUGAAGAUUUUUUGGGGCCGUCAAAUAGUUCCAGCAUUGGUAAUUGCUCUCAACUAGUGCAUCCGGAUUGCCCAGAAGUUAUGCUAACAAGUGAUACGACGAUUUCGCAAAUACUCGCCACAUUACAUAAUCGGGGACAUUCUUUGUCAACACCCUGCAUAACGCUGAAUUUGAUGCCGGUCAAGUCUGAUGCGAGAGAAGAGUCAGUGAUUAAAGCAUCUGAUGUUGAACCUCUUUCUUCGCCAUUGCAACGUUUCUCAACCCGAGGUGGUUUGUCAUUGCUUGCCCAAUAUUUGCCCACUGUGUAUCCAGACAGUGCAGGACGUAAAACACCUACCGCAUUGCCCGAAAAAGAAAAGAGCCCACCAAUGACGGACUGGGUUAAGCUUGAACCGAAUGAUGAAAUAUAUGAGGAUUUAGAAGAUCCAAUAACUGAAACAACUUCUAAACAUACCACGAUUACGUCUGUGCCGCAGCAUUCCUUGGCCGCCUUUGGACUCUUUUUACGUUUGCCACCCUACUCAGAUGUACUAUUACGUGACAAAGUACGUGCUCAGUGUCUUUUAAGACUUGUUCUGGGUGUUACUGGUGACGGUGAAGGAAAUGAUAUAUAUAGUUUGUCCGUAGCACCUACACUUCCGACAUUGCCGUUUGAGGUAUUCCGGCAAUUACUGGACAACUCACCGCUGACCACUGAUGAUGGUUUGCUGUUACGGCGUUUAGUUAUAGAAGUGGGUGCAAUGCAUUUGGUUUUAAAUUGCUUAGGUGUAUUUACUCAUCAAUCGCAAAAUUAUCAAAUCACAAGCCCCCAGAAUGAGUCUUCUACAAGUGGUAUUAGAACAACAACAACAACUAAUAACGUCGAUGACUCGUUGGGUACAUCCGAUGACAAAGGCCAUAUGUAUUGGGCGAAAGGAACAGGUUUUGGUACUGGUUCAACUACGCAGUCUUGGAAUGUGGAGCAAGCAUUGUUGCGGCAAAAAAGCGAAGAAGAGCAUGUAACAGUGUUAUUACAGGUGCUUUCCAGUUAUAUAAAUCCUGGAGACAGAAUUCCCGCCGCAUUACAAUCGGAUGAGAUCAUGUUAUACCAUGAAAUAACCGAAGUACCCGGUGAACUGCCACCUUUAUUUCUGGUAUUACUGCAACAGUCAUGCCUGAUACCCGCCUUGAGUUCCUACUUGCGAAAUGAUUCCGUAUUAGAUAUAACCAGGCACAUUCCUCUUUAUCGCGCCAUAUUACAACUGCUUAGGGCAUUGUCUCUUUCACCGGAACUAGUAUCACUGCUGCAGCCGCCGCCAAACAAAAGCGAAAGCUCACCAGCUAUUGUUGAACUACUUUUAAAUAUGAAAACUUGCGUAGAUACAUACGCAAAACGCUUAAAGGUGAAUAAGAAAUCCAAUAUAAAGGGUCAAACACAGCAGGUGACUGUCAACAUUGAUGACGGAGAUGACGAGGGUCUUGCAUUACUCAUACCCGAUAUACAGGAAACGACGGUACUGGUGCAAAAGACAACUAAUGCGGAUGCACUUGCCAACCAGCAACGCAUAGAUCGAGAAACAGGUGGAAGUAGCAGUGGUGCGAGUAUUGAGCGAAAGCCUCAAAGUAAGUCAAUAGAACAAAGAUAUUUGGAGGUAAUGAAGAAACUCCAAUUCGACACUGCGGAAAUGAUUGUGGAAGCAGAAAAUAAUGGCUUCCGUUUCGCCAUUUCACAUCAUUUUGAAAAGAUGGUGCGAAUGGCUGGUGAUCGUUAUCACCCAUCUCGGGUGAAGCGUCUCGCUCAGGAGGCUGUAACGCUCUCUACAAGUUUGCCAUUGUCUUACAGUAGUUCCGUCUUUGUACGCUGUGAUACCGACAGACUAGAUAUUAUGAAAGUAUUGAUUACUGGCCCUGCAGACACGCCAUAUGCGAAUGGUUGUUUUGAGUUUGAUGUUUUCUUUCCGCCUGAUUAUCCAAAUCUCCCAAUGAUGAUAAAUUUGGAAACAACGGGCCGUCAUUCAGUGCGAUUCAAUCCUAAUUUAUACAAUGACGGCAAAGUUUGCUUAUCUGUUUUAAAUACCUGGCAUGGUCGCCCAGAAGAGAAGUGGAAUGCGCAGACCUCCAGCUUUCUGCAAGUUCUAGUGUCCAUUCAGUCAUUAAUUUUAGUGCCCGAACCAUACUUUAACGAACCUGGAUUUGAGCGUAGCCGAGGCACACCGAGUGGCACACAUUCAUCGCGUGAAUACAAUAGCAACAUUUAUCAAGCGUGCGUACGAUGGGCUAUGCUGGAGCAGAUACGUAAUCCCAGUCCUUGUUUCAAAGAUGUAAUUCAUACUCAUUUUUGGCUCAAACGCAAUGAAAUAUGCGCGCAAAUUGAAAGUUGGAUUGAGGAGCUAAGCAAACCGCAAUAUAGUGAACGAAAUAGUCGUACCAUAUCAUUUAAUUCCAUGGUAUUACGUCGCCAAUAUCGUCACUUACGUGAAGAGCUUGCAAAACUCAAAGUGCCGGAGGGUUUGGAGGAUCUCGAUACACCUUUCAAUCCGAACGUUAACCUGCCUGCAAUGGCUGAAACUACCAGUGCGACUAAUGUAACUAACACUACGACGACUACAACUGCUGUAGCAUUAACAAACCCAACCAUUUCCAAUGUAGUGAUUGAUCUUAUGGAUAGAAAUACGAUUGAAAACUGGAAUGGAAACCUUAGCUGUACUGAAACUGCUGGAAAUGAAGAUAAUAUUGUAAACGAAAACAGCGGCAGUGACAACUCUAUUACGCCUACCCCCGCUGGUAGUAGUAGUAGUAGUAGCAAUAGUAGCAAUACGAUUGCCACACAAAUGUCUGCACCAGAUGCAUCUGUUAUUAAUGAGCAGCAUAAUAUUCCAAAUCAGUCCACAUCUUCAUCUGCAUCUACGACACCCAUAGGUCUGACUACAUUAUUGCGGCAAAGUAUGCCAGUGUCAAUGUUGGUUGACGUCAGUAAUGAUUUCAAUGAUAUGAGCGAUGCGACCAUGAUAAUACCGCCUCAGCCGGCAGUUCCGUCUCCGGUUACGGCCAAAGUAACCACCGUUGAAGUGGCAUCAACACAAGCUAGUGAAAAUGACGAAGCCAAUGACGAGAUUCAGAUCGAUUCCAACGAAUAUGACUACAAUGCCGAUCUGGUGCAAUCUCUAUUUUUCAACGAUGAUUCACAAUUUGAUAAUUCCAUGGAAUAGACUCGAGAACUAUUUAGCGGAAGUUAGAGGAUGCAUGGCUCAUAUUUGUAGUUGUGGUAGCAACGCCCAAUGUAUGUGCUUUAUUUGAAAUCAAUUUUUAAGUAUGUGUGUGUGUUAUCCAAUUAUUUCUACUAUUAUUAAUUUUAUUAAAUCACUUUUAUAAAAUCAAAUAAAACAGAAAUCUUUUGUUUAUAUAUAAUUGUGCGGUUUUAGCAAUUUGUUGCAAACAAAUGAAUUGUCUCUUUUACUUUAAAUAAACUGUAUUCAAUCAAUCCCUAAAA
Molecule: messenger RNA, 15834 nt
Organism: Ceratitis capitata (Mediterranean fruit fly)
Lineage: Eukaryota; Metazoa; Arthropoda; Insecta; Diptera; Tephritidae
Gene: Bruce
Product: baculoviral IAP repeat-containing protein 6
Exons: 41
Coding region: 167-15553 (5128 amino acids)
Biological process (GO): negative regulation of apoptotic process; apoptotic process; regulation of cytokinesis
Cellular component (GO): nucleus
Molecular function (GO): ubiquitin conjugating enzyme activity; cysteine-type endopeptidase inhibitor activity
Source: RefSeq, a predicted model, not a curated record